CAUUUUUAAAGUUAUUACUUGAAGGAGAAAAAAACAAAGUAAGAGCAAAAAAUAUGAACAUCAAGAUAAACAUUUAAUUCCCCCUGUUUGGAGGUGACUUAUCAACAUCAUAGCAAUAGGGGUGGGUCAUGACCAGUUGCCAUGCGUGUUGUCAUGGUGACCAGCCCCUGUACCCCUUCCCCCCCCCCCUGGUUGGUCCAGCUUUUGUUGUGGUUUCACAACCAUGGACCUCAGCUGACAGAGGCAGCACCCCCUUGCCCCACCCCCUGUACCUGCUCCAAUCAGGCAAGCCGCGUCAUCUGUACAAGGAAGAGUUUAGAUCAAGUCCCAGACAGUAUUUCAGAGAACACAAGAUACCUCAAUCUACAAGAGAACACAAUUCAGGUGAUCAAGUCUGACACAUUUAAGCACCUGCGGCAUCUGGAAAUCCUCCAGCUCUCCAAGAAUCACAUCCGGCAAAUCGAGGUGGGAGCUUUCAAUGGCCUUCCCAACCUCAAUACGCUGGAGCUUUUUGACAACCGCCUCACGGUGGUACCGUCACAAGCCUUUGAGUACCUCAGCAAGCUAAGGGAACUAUGGCUACGAAACAACCCCAUCGAGACACUGCCGGCGUUUGCCUUUCACCGUGUUCCCUCUUUGCGCCGUCUCGAUCUGGGGGAACUCAGGAAGCUGGAUUUCAUCUCAGAAGCUGCCUUCGAAGGUCUGGUCAACUUACGCUUCUUGAAUCUCGGCAUGUGCGGCUUGAAGGACAUCCCUAACCUUACCCCGCUAGUGCGACUAGAGGAGUUGGAGCUGUCAGGAAAUCAGCUGGGGAUAGUCAGGCCUGGAUCCUUCCAGGGCCUGGUGUCACUUCGCAAGCUGUGGCUAAUGCACUCCAGAGUGUCGGUCAUUGAGCGCAAUGCUUUUGAUGACCUCAAGAACUUGGAGGAGCUCAAUCUCUCCCACAAUUCACUGCAUUCCCUGCCCCAUGACCUCUUCACCCCUUUGCACCAAUUGGAGAGAGUACAUCUCAACCACAACCCUUGGGUGUGCAACUGUGAUGUUCUGUGGCUCAGCUGGUGGCUAAAAGAAACAGUUCCCAGCAACACCACAUGUUGUGCUCGAUGCCAUGCGCCUCCAGGUUUGAAAGGCAAAUACAUUGGGGAACUAGACCAGAGCCACUUUACCUGCUAUGCCCCAGUGAUCGUUGAGCCACCCACUGACCUCAAUGUCACUGAGGGCAUGGCUGCUGAGCUGAAAUGUCGUACUGGAACCUCGAUGACCUCUGUGAAUUGGUUCACUCCGAAUGGCACUCUGAUGACCCACGGAUCAUACCGAGUUAGGAUCUCAGUACUUCAUGACGGAACGCUGAACUUCACAAACGUUACCGUGCAGGACACCGGGCAGUACACUUGCAUGGUAACCAACUCUGCUGGAAACACCACUGCGACCGCCGUGCUUAACGUGUCUGCUUCAGACCCCAGCAACAGCUACAGCUAUUUCACCACUGUCACUGUGGAAACAGUAGAGACAGUGAGAGGAGAUGAGGAGAACUCUGCAAGACAGUAUAUUAACGAGACUUUCAUAGAUUUCCCUAAUCCUACUGUUCAAAGAGGGGUCUUAGAGGGCCGACCUGGCAUAACUAUAUCACCCUCUCUCUCCUCUCUUUCUUCACUGUCCCCACGAGCCAACAGAGCUAAUGAAAAUGCAGUGACUGUGUCCAUAAUGGAUGUAACUAACAUUCCAGGUCUGGAUGAUGUAAUGAAAACAACUAAGAUCAUCAUUGGUUGCUUCGUGGCCAUUACCUUUAUGGCGGCUGUUAUGUUGGUGGUCUUCUAUAAACUCCGGAAGCAACACCAGCUGCACAAGCACCACGGUCCUGCCAGAGCCAUUGAGAUUGUCAAUGUAGAAGAUGAGAUCGGAGCCGGGGCCGGGAGCGGCAUCUCAGGUGGUUCAACGAUAAACUCUGGCAGUGGAGAGGGAACCCUUCGGAUACAUCAUCCAGAAAUAGUCAACCUUCCCAACAUUGGCCGUACGGAUACCCUCAACCAUUACUACAAGACCCAUCAUUUCAACAACAAUGUGAUGGGUCUCAGUAUUGGCUCGGAAGGGAUGGGACCGGGAGGGAUGCUCAAUAGCAAGAACCAGCAAGUCCAGGAUAUCCCCAUCUCCUGUACCUCAGUCCCCAUCUCUACAUCUAAUUUGCUCACCUCAUCAGGCAAUGGCACCAACAUCAACCCCUGUUCUAUGUCCCCACCGCUGCCGAUGUCUCUCCCCAUGCCUACCAUGGGCUUACAUGGAUCGAUCAAGGGUUUCAUGGGCCAAAACCAGAAUCCCCAAAUGGAGCCUCUUCUCUUCAAGGGGAGCUCGAAGGAAAACGUCCAAGAGACUCAGAUCUAAAAACAAAAAGCGAGAGUAUAGAGAGAGAGAGUGAGCAAGACUCGGAGACAGAGAGGGGAUUGAUGUUGGGUUUAUGCGCGGAAUGAUUAGACACUAGAGUGCAUUGACAUUACACCAGGAGAGAGGAUAGACUGACACGGCAAUACACAAACACAUAGACUUAUCCGUGACAGUGUACUGAGCCAAGGAUUACCACAAUGGGCCACUUGUGUUUGUAGUAACGAUCAUGGCCAUGGAGAUCAAGGAAUGGACAUUGCUACAAUGUAAAUCUGUGCCAAAGCAAAUGUUUUUUGCAGUUUCUACAAGCUGUGUUCUCAUAGGGAAAAACUAGCCUUUCAGAGUAAUCAGUCCCCAAAUCGUUGUUGGCCAGCAGAGAUGAAAGACAUACACAGCACUUACCACACUGAAGAUCGGAGAUAUUACAGAACAAAAAUCCAAGAGACAUUUUUCUUCCACACAAAAACACAAGCCACACUCUCUCUCAAGUGACUCAAUAGACUCCCUCAAGGUGACAAUUAUGUAGGCAUAAAUAGAUGGACAAAAAGGUACAGUGCAGUACAAACUACUGUGAAAAAUCCACAAAUUAUAUAAAUAUAUUUUCAUUUAAAUAUGUAUCAUUGCAGACUCCGAUGCAGAGAUAUUUUGGGGUGGAUGUAUAAGCUGGUAUAGUUUGUUUCUUUGUGAAUAAUCAGGGGCGGUGAUGGUGGAGGUUGGUUAUGAUACAUGUUUUAAGUUUGGCUACUUCUCAGAAACAUAAGGGCUCAAUUGCAACACUCAUUGUGAAUCUUUGAAUUGGCUUUGUGACAUGAAGUCCAUUUAGGUUGUAGAACAGUAAACGCAGAUCUCUGUUUGACAAACUUUUUUCUGUUGCUUCAGUAAUAAUCAUGACAAACUUUUGUGUUCUGAGAGUGUAUUAUGUAUUUUGUAAAAGCCAGCUACUUGGUAUUUGAAUUGACAAUUCUGAUACUUAAAUGCCAGCAUCAAAUAAUGGUUAAAACGAUGUUCCACAAAUGCGGAAAGGUGAUCCAAUGCAAAGACCUGUAUGGGUAAAAUAAAGUGUUGACAAUGUGUUAUUUGAAUCAGAUCAGUAGCCAGAUAUUUGCUUUUAGACAGGAAUUUGAUAUGACCUCCUUGCUCAUGGUUACCAUAAUCAUGCCAUAAAAAUGCUGUCACAAGGAUGAUUAGACAUCUAUCUGCAGCAGCAUUCAAGAAGGGAUUAAACAUCCAUCUUAGGAUGAU
Plectropomus leopardus (leopard coralgrouper) is the source of this 3618-nucleotide messenger RNA. RefSeq names its product leucine rich repeat containing 4Bb (gene lrrc4bb). The record is from RefSeq and is a predicted model, not a curated record. Gene Ontology annotation, molecular function: signaling receptor binding. Gene Ontology annotation, cellular component: postsynaptic density membrane; glutamatergic synapse; plasma membrane. Gene Ontology annotation, biological process: synaptic membrane adhesion; regulation of postsynaptic density assembly; regulation of presynapse assembly. NCBI's taxonomy places the organism in Eukaryota, Metazoa, Chordata, Actinopteri, Perciformes, Serranidae.